GAUUUUCAUAGCAUUGUUAUUUUUAUUGAGUUUUGUGUUUAUUUCCAUAUUUUUGUGCUUUAGUUUUGUGUUAUUUUAGUUUAAAUAGGUGCAAAUAAAUAAUUUCACAAGUUUUGAAACCCAGAAAUGGUAGAUCGACGUUGUACAGAUGUCUCGACGUAUGCGCCAACCCUCAAGCAGGCGUCCACCAUCCGCGUCAGCGUCGCAAGUUAAUCCUUAUCAGAGCACCACAAUACCAAUUGGCAACGGUUACCACCAGACCCCGCAUUACCAGGAUUACGCCAGACAAUCCACAGCGUGUCGAAACGGAUGCCUGAAACCAACGACCACAAUAGACAUCGGUUACAGCGAUGAAACGACAGACACUCAAAGUUACUUCGACUACUACCAGGACAACGGGUUCCAGCACAGUCCGUUAAAGGAGUCACGGAACACCGAUUGCACAUUUUCAGACGACAGCGGCUCGACAAGACUUCCUUAUUAUGAUUUCGAUGACGAGACUAACAAACGGUACUCCCGGAACGCCUUCUCAGAGCGUAGCCUCCGAAAACCGCACACCGGACACCCGAAAGACCACCGGAAGGUUUAUCCCAAUCAGGACACGGGAUGGGACCGGCUGUAUCAAGAGAUUCCUUCUCCGGUUGAAAGUGUCCCUGUAACCGGCGUAAGAAGGCAACCAUUGUCACGGACGUCAGACCGCCCGCAAAGUUCCCUCAGUUCCGGUAUUACCAAUGCUGGUGUCUACGGUUGUGGCGGUAAAUGCCAGACGUUCGAAAACGUCUGUUACUUCUUCCUGCAGCUGGUUUUUUCUAUGGGAAUCCUGAUAGGAGUGUCUCUUUGCAUCGCCGGGGUGGUGCUGAGGGAAUCGGCGGCCCGCAAAUUGCAAGUCCUGGUGUACAUAGGCGUGUUAUUGGCAUUGGUGAGCGCGCUGCUGCUGAGCAUACAGUGCAACGCGCGGAACACCGCCAAGAAACGAAAGACGGCCAUUCAGAACGCGAAACGUGCUCCGAUUCCAAUGGACACGUUGCAGACGAGGGCUGUCGUUCAGGUUCAACAUGAGCCGCUCAUGGUGGUUAGUGACGGAGCAAAACAUACGCAUAGGAUAGUACAAUUACCGCAAGUGCACACGCUCAGAUCUUCAGGACCUGAACCUGGUUCUUCGUUUGAAGAACAAGGUAUACCAUGGUGGAGAAGACGGGAUUUGAAUCCGAGGUGAUUUGUGAAGGAAUUUAUUAAUUUGCUGUUUAUUAUGUUGUAAAAAAUAGAUAAUUAUCAUUUGUUACCUGACAGUUGUAUAUAAGUUUUAAUUGUGAUUAAUCGCAUGUUCAACAGAAUUAUUUUAGAUAUGUAAUAUGAUAUUUUAAACAAGAAAAAAGACUGACUUUUUGUCAUUCGA
Molecule: messenger RNA, 1396 nt
Organism: Aethina tumida (small hive beetle)
Lineage: Eukaryota; Metazoa; Arthropoda; Insecta; Coleoptera; Nitidulidae
Exons: 6
Coding region: 149-1216 (355 amino acids)
Source: RefSeq, a predicted model, not a curated record